Molecule: messenger RNA, 1710 nt
Organism: Monosiga brevicollis MX1
Lineage: Eukaryota; Choanoflagellata; Craspedida; Salpingoecidae
Exons: 9
Biological process (GO): chloride transmembrane transport; cell volume homeostasis; potassium ion homeostasis
Cellular component (GO): membrane
Molecular function (GO): potassium:chloride symporter activity
Source: RefSeq, a predicted model, not a curated record
AUGGGCAUUGUUCUCUUUUUGCGACUCUCCUGGGCCACCGGCGAAGCCGGUGCUCUUGUUACCCUGGCCAUUCUGGCCGUCUCUGGCUUUCAGGCCAUCCUGACCGUCCUGAGCCUUAGCGCCCUGGUCACCAACGGUGUCAUGAGCUCGGGUGGUAGCUACUACAUGAUUAGUCGCUGCUUGGGCCCGGAGUUUGGUGGAGCCAUUGGCGUCCUGUUUUACAGCGCCUACGCCAUGGGUGUCUCCUUUUAUUCCAUUGGUUUUGCCACUGCCGUGCAAACCACCUUCAUGCCCGAUGCGGAAAGUCCCGAGUGGACCAUCCGUUGGGUCGGCUCCUGUGGGCUUUUCUUUGUCCUGCUGGUCUCACUCAAGGGCGCCGACUUUUUCGCCAAGUUUAACGUCUUUUUCUUCUUGAUCCAAUUCCUGGCCAUUUUGGUUGGCCUCGUCUCUUUCUGGAUCCCGCAUACCUUCACGAGCCAGAUCACCAAUAGCAACAACGGCACCACCUUUGAGGCCCGCGCCAAGUUUCCUGAUCACCUGUCCUCAAACCUCAUGCCUGACUACACCUUUCACACCAUCUUUGCCCUUCUCUUCCCCAUGGUGACGGGUAUCAUGGAAGGCGCCAACCUCUCGGGUGAUCUCAAGGACCCCGCUCACAGCAUUCCCCUGGGCACGCUUUCUGCUUUGGCCACUGCUCUCGUGUUUUAUACGGGCCUGAUCCUCUCCUUUGCUGGCAGCUUCACCCGCCACACGCUGCAUGUUGAUCAAAACGUCUUUCAAAACGCCACCAUGCCCUCUCGCUAUGUGGUUGUGGUGGGCAUCUUGAUUUCUGCCAUCAGCUCCGCCCUGGGUUCGCUCUUCGGCGGCAGCCGUGUGCUGCAGGCCAUGGCUCGAGAUGACCUCUUCUCCAUUAUGAAGCCCUUUAAGUAUGGCACGCCCCACGGUGAUGAGCCGCGCGUGGCUGUCCUGUUCACGUGGUUUGUGGCCCAAUGCUGCGUGAUGAUCGGUGACCUCGACGUGGUGGCCCCCAUCGAGACCUCGUUUUUCUGCCUUUCCUACGCGGUUGUCAACUUGGCCUGCUUCUUUCUCUCAGCCAUGGAGGCCCCUAACUUCCGACCUCGCUUCAAAUAUUACUCGUGGCAGACAGCUCUGCUGGGCGCCCUUGCAAAUUUGGCCGUCAUGGUGUACCUGCAAUGGAUCUAUGCCCUUAUCACACUUGGUGUCAUGGCUGCCAUUUAUGUGUAUUUGACCCAGUAUGGUCCCGUUACCGAAUGGGGUGACAUCAGCAACGAACUCAUCUUCCAUCAGGUCCGCAAGUAUCUCUUGCGCAUGGAGGCCACCAAGGCUGCCCCCUCCAAGUUCUGGAAGCCCAACCUUUUGAUUCUUGUCGACAACUGUGACACGGGCCUGCUGGCCUUUUGCAACAGCGUCAAGAAAGGUGGCUUGAUGGUCCUGGCUCAAGUUAUUGUGGGCUCUUUUGACGUGUACCACCGCGUGGCCGACACUCUUCGCCUCUACUGGGGCGAAUUCGUGCGUGAUGCAAAACUCAAGGCCUUUGUUCACACUACUUGCGCCGAGGAUGCGCGCGCUGCGUACCGCGUUCUUAUCUCCGCCUCUGGUCUGGGUGGCCUGUCGAUCAACACUGUGGUCAUGCCCUUUUAUGAGAUUUCCGGCUUGACAACCAACCGCACGGAGGCUGAGCUUCAGCGC